Phalaenopsis equestris is the source of this 2191-nucleotide messenger RNA. RefSeq names its product ubiquinone biosynthesis monooxygenase COQ6, mitochondrial. Gene Ontology annotation, molecular function: oxidoreductase activity, acting on paired donors, with incorporation or reduction of molecular oxygen, NAD(P)H as one donor, and incorporation of one atom of oxygen; 2-octaprenyl-6-methoxyphenol hydroxylase activity; FAD binding. Gene Ontology annotation, cellular component: mitochondrion. Gene Ontology annotation, biological process: ubiquinone biosynthetic process; carotene biosynthetic process; xanthophyll biosynthetic process. The coding region runs from base 104 to 1819 and encodes 571 amino acids. NCBI's taxonomy places the organism in Eukaryota, Viridiplantae, Streptophyta, Magnoliopsida, Asparagales, Orchidaceae. The transcript has 11 exons. The record is from RefSeq and is a predicted model, not a curated record.
CCGUGUCCGCCCGGACUGCCGCGGCUCAUUCACGGUUAAACUGCCCCUCUAAGUGAUCGCUCUUCUCAUUCAGUUUUAUUUAUUUGAUUAAGGCUCGGCAAAGAUGUCAUUAGUGUGCAAACCGAGGGUUUUUUUGAACAAGGCAUUAUCUUCUAUACGUUCUCUUAAUUCAAUGCCCAAAAGGAGCUUUUCUGAUGUUGAAUCUAGAGAUGGAUCGAAUUCCAAUAGCUAUGAGUCAAAGUUUUCUGCAACGACAUUAUUCCUUGCUAGGACUGCUAGCUUAGGCUAUAUUCUAGCAAAUUGCUCCCUGCAACUGCCUUACCAUUUGAGGAAUGAAGUUAUGUCUUCAACGAAAACCAAGGACGAAGAAUAUGAUAUUGCUAUAGUUGGUGGAGGCAUGGUUGGCUUAGCUCUUGCCUGUGGACUGGCAAGCAUGCAGUUGACUAAAGAAUUGAGCGUUGCCAUCAUUGAUAACAAUCCUGCCUUAAUAUCAAGCGAACACUAUAAGAAACAUGGGGUACCUUAUCCACGGGUCAGCACAGUGACUCCUGCAACAUUAUCUUUUUUCAAAGAGGUCGGUGCAUGGAAGUACAUAGAGCAACAAAGGCAUGCUUAUUUUGAUCAAAUGCAGGUGUGGGAUUACUCUGGUUUGGGCUACACAAGGUAUCAUGCAAGAGAUGUUGGCAAUGAGUACCUUGGUUGUGUAGUGGAGAACAUGGUGCUGUGUGAUGCUCUUUUGUCAUGUUUACAGCAGAAUUUGGACUUCCAGAUGUCAAUACACAAUGCUAGAAUAACCUCAAUGAAGUUUCCAUCACCGUUUACAUCCACUACAACAUCAAAAGAGCAAAUGCGACUGAAGGGUGAUUCAUCAGGAUUUGCAUCUUCUGGUUAUACUGUAGAACCAAUACACAAUGGUUCUUUUGUAAAGCUGGGCCUUAGUAAUGCGAAAAACAUCUAUGCCAAAUUAGUAGUUGGAGCUGAUGGCGCCAAGUCACAUGUCAGGGAGAAGGCUGGAUUGAAUACAACUGGUUGGAAUUAUCGGCAAAAUGCAGUCAUUUGCACAGUUGAGCACUCUGUUGAAAACCACUGUGCUUGGCAGAGAUUUCUGCCUUCUGGUCCCAUUGCACUCUUACCUAUUGGUGACAAGUUUAGUAAUAUUGUUUGGACAAUGAGCCCGGAAGAAUCUUUGACUCACAAAACAAUGAGUAGGGAUUCCUUCGUGAUGUCAGUGAAUUUUGCCUUGGAUUAUGGUUAUGGCUCUCACCCUCAAUCAAGUUUUCUCGAUGAAUUUGUGCACAGAAUAUCAUCUAUUUCUGGACAUGGUACAGCAUCAAUGGCAGAACCUUUCCAGGUGCCACCAGAAGUUACUGAUGUAGUGUCAGAAAGAAUGACAUUCCCUCUGUCAUUAAUGCAUGCUCGUGAGUAUGCUUCCGAAAGGGUGGUCCUCAUUGGUGAUGCAGCACAUGCUGUGCAUCCUUUAGCUGGUCAAGGAGUCAAUUUAGGGUUCGGCGAUGCAGCUACAUUAUCAAAAGUAAUUGAUGAAGGUCUCCAAGUAGGGGCUGACAUAGGAGAGCUUUCUUUAUUGAAGAAGUAUGAGAAGGAAAGGAAGGCUGUAAAUCUCACUAUGAUGGCGGUACUCGAUGGCUUCCAGAAGGCCUACUCAAUGGAUUUUGGACCACUGAAUUUCUUGCGGGCUGCUGCGUUUCACAGUUGUCAGUUUAUUGCUCCACUGAAAAGAAAUAUACUUUCCUAUGCCAUGGGGGAGCAAAAAUGGCCUCUUUUCACAUGGGAAACAAACAAUGGGGAAAGGAACAGUUGAGUCAGGGAAGGAAUUCAUCUGGUAUCAGGAACAAUUAGCAUUUUGGUACUUUUAAAUUUGGCUUUUGCCUUGUAGAUGCUGAAUUUCAUAGUUCUUUUUUUGUUUCAGGAAACCCAAACUAGACCUUGUUUUUUGCCAGUUGCCUCAGGUCCUCUGGAAUCUAUAUCAUUGAAAGUUACAUUUAACCUGAUUGUGAAAAAAUUAAUGCAAUAGGACACCAUGGAAAAAAAGGAUUCAUGUAGCCAACCCCACUUAGUGGGAUAAAGACUUGUUGUUCUUGUUGUUUUUGUGAAAAAAUUAAUGCUUUUGUAGAAUAGUUAAAAAAUGUUGCAAUGUUUACUGGUCAUUGCUUCACAUGAAAAACCCCUCCUA